This is a messenger RNA of Linepithema humile (Argentine ant), 8622 nucleotides long. It is a transcript of the gene gw, whose product is annotated as trinucleotide repeat containing adaptor protein gawky. Gene Ontology annotation, molecular function: protein binding; RNA binding. The record is from RefSeq and is a predicted model, not a curated record. NCBI's taxonomy places the organism in Eukaryota, Metazoa, Arthropoda, Insecta, Hymenoptera, Formicidae. Gene Ontology annotation, cellular component: nucleoplasm; P-body. Gene Ontology annotation, biological process: positive regulation of nuclear-transcribed mRNA poly(A) tail shortening; miRNA-mediated gene silencing by inhibition of translation.
CGAGCGGACUAACGCUUCGCUAUUCCGCGCGUUCUAGCAAAAUAGCUUCGUGCAGACUGAUCCGUUCUUCUCGCGUGCCCGGGUGCCGAGUGUAAGUCCGAAACGCGAUCGUAGACCCGCCGCGCGCACGCCCCGGGUACGACGACGAGAUCGCCCGCGUGGCACUCCCCGCGGUGGCCCUUUUCUUCUCCCUUUGCCUUUCGUCCCUGCGCGCCGCCACAAUCGCCACCGUUGCCGCCGUCGCCGCCGCCGCCGUUGCCGUCUAACCUUCUCGUGGAAUUUACGCGGCUACGCCGAUGCCGCCGACGUUCGCUCGCGAAUGUAUCUCACGCGGAGGGCGGGGGCAGGGGGAGCACGCAGGAUCCAACAUCGACUGCCUCUUAAUCGUCCCGAGUGACCCGAUGUGUGACGCUCGGUUCGAGAUCUCCACUGGCAUGGAGCUAGGAGCGCACUGAUAGCGUUAGUUUACGAGAUCUUGGUUUCUAUGCAUUGCCUGCCAAAGAAGAACUGAGCCCAAUGUUUCCAUACAAUUCUAGUUCACAUGAGAUUUCUACAGAAACAAAUGCCUUCGUACAAAAUUCCAUGCAGGGGGAUGUAGUAGUAUUAGGGAAAAGCAGUCUGGAUGGGGUAUGGGAAGAAGAAGGAUCAGAGCACACUAGGUACUGUGAUAUCGAAUCGAUAGCAAACAGCAGCACGAUGGCAGCACCUAUUAGCCAUCCCGAAGCUACCGCCGCCAAUGGCUUUUCAACCGUCCUGCCGAACCAAGCUGGUGAGUUGAACCUAACCGGCAUAGGUAAGGCCUGCCAGUCAGUGGCGCCAGCAACCACAAAAUACCCAACAAAUCACCUUCUAAUCUGCGAUAAUAAUAAUAAAAUAAAUAACCACAACAAUGCAGAACAUAAUCAUCACAAGUACAGAAAGCUCUACGCAUCGGGCUUGCUUGGUCCGCAGCUGGGCAGCUCCGCCAAUAACUCUAAGUCUACUUGUAAGACAUUAAGUGAUAAUAAGACUAGCUUUAGCUAUAAAUACUUUAGGUUAUAUCCUAUAUAUGCAAAUUCACAAGUAAGGGACAAAGCGUAUUGCAUCGUUGGGGUACCUAGCCUAGUUAGGAUACCCAAGUCUGAUAGUCCCCAACGGUCGUUGCGCCUCCCUAACUCUGACAAUUACUCCUUACUAGGGUCCUGCCUUGACCUAGGCGACAACAAUAAAUCUAAGGCUAAUUUUAGUUAUGUAAGUAAUAACAACUCCAAGUCUGUGAUAUUGCUCAGCUCAACCAGUUACAGUAACCAUUACCUCCUCUUUAGUGGUGGCUUUGAAAAGAUAGCUCCCGACAUCCCGGUACUUUGUAUUAAGAGGGACGAUUCCACUACCACAUCGAAUAGAAUGAAACUACUAGGUGAUAAGUACGCCCUAGUUACCAGUUUUGCUCAGAUCUCCAGACUGCUUGCAAACGAUAGAAUUCUGGAUGAUUCUAACUCUGACAUCCGAGUUUCGCUGAGCCGCCGAAUAGUACGACACCUCUUGGAAACGCAUUUCAAUGGCAACACACUAGUAUCGGUGUCUGUCUACGCUCAGAAUUUCGCGAUAUACGCCGCCAGUUCUUCCAUUACGCUUAUCGUUUCCAGAAACGAAGUAAUUGACCACACUUUGCGAUCUUUCCUGAAAAAUCUCACACAACUGUAUGUACAAUCUUCUAUUUCUCCAUUAUGUAAUGUCACUGUGACCGAGCUGACGCAACACUUAUGUGUUCCACUAUUAAUAAUGUGUAAAAGUAAUGAUUACAACGUUGGUAAUAAUUAUAAUGAAUAUUAUAAUAACGAGUACAGUAACGUUGGUAGUAUUGAAGAAGAAAUUAAUAUUAGUAAUAAUAAUCCAGAUGUUAUCGGAGACAUUGUUGACAUCGCUGUGUGCUACAAGACUAGUGUAAUGACUACUAAUGUUAGGAUCUUAGGGUCUCAAAAUGAUGGUAUUAGUUGUACCGAAGCAACAAUAUUUACUGUUGGUGCUCUUUUAUUUCAGGAUAACAAUAAGCCUCUAAACACUUGUUUUAAGAUUAAUAGGUAUAGGGGAUUGGUCGCUACCGAUCACGAAUCUAACUCUAUCAUUAAGUCUGUAUCUAGGUCUACGCUAAGCGAUAAGUGUAGUAAUGUUAAGUUUGAAACAUCUCAUGCCGCUCGACUUGACGAAUCUGACAACAGAAAGCAAGUUAAGUUGACUGUCAACAUUCCUAUAAUGACUACCUGCAAGCCUACGAUGACGCUUACAUGCCAAUCAGCCACCGUCGCAUCCCAAACAAUUGUUGUACCUGUAUCUCGGGCGGAGAGUCGCACGAACGGCAAUGAAAUGCGAUUGGAAUAUUUCAAUAUACUCCGAAAUGACCAAAUAUGUAUCCAGUAUAUAUUGCUAAGUCAUACAGCUGAUCUUAAUAAGAAUGACCUGCGUCAUUAUGAUGCAACUAAAUUUAAAGGCGUGCAAAUUUAUGCCAUUGACAAGCUCAAGGCUUCUACAACAUCGAAAGAUGACGCUCACUUCAAAUAUGACCGAGAUACUCUUAGACGCGACCCGAGUCGUCUGAACGAUUACGAUAAUGCCAUCGUAUGCAACGGCAACGAAGAUUCCAUUGUACCGUCUACGUCGCAAUGGUCAUCCCUUAUAAUACGUGUGCGUGCGUUAGUUCUCGCUUGUCGAAGAGCGUACGAGAUUCAUGGGAGCAAAUGUGAAGUUCAACGACGUCAACUCAAAUCCGUCUUGAACGUCCUGUUUAAUCAGUCGUCGCGCUUGCACCACAAGGACGCCGAGCCUAUCGCAAGUUACAAGCAACGUUGGGGUAUACCAAUGAUAUUGCGACUGGUGGGAGGUGGCGAGAGUUCCUUAAAUAGCGGAGGAGCUGCCAAUUGGGGGACGACGCAAGCUGCCACGCAGAAUAACAACAAUACGAAUCAGAGUGGUUGGGGUGGCACACCCGGAAAUCCACCUGGUGGUGCUAAUGCGCCCAAUAAUUGGGGCGCGAAUACUGUCAAUCGAUCCGUCACUGGAAAUCCAAAUCAAAAUCAAAAUCAAGGACCGCCUGGUAGCCAAAAUAAUCCAGGCAAUGUGAGUAAGGUUAAUAAUCCCAAUCAACAAUCGAAUCAACAAUCUGGACCGCCAACGUCACAAUCAAAUAAUCCCACCCAAGGGAAUCAGAAUAAUAACCAAUGGGCUCAGGGAAAGUCUAAUAAUCCAGGUGGUCUUGGACAAAAUCCGUCAGUGCAGAAUAACAACAGUAGCGGCGUCCAACAACAGCAAUCUUCUGGUUCAAGUGCGAACAAUAAUCAAUCGAAUAAUCCCACCCAAGGAGCUGUGAGCAUCGGCAAUACCGCGGCGGCUAAUAAUCCGUCUACGAAACAGCAACUCGAACAACUCAAUACGAUGAGGGAAGCUCUCUUCAGUCAUGAUGGCUGGGGCUGUCAAAACGUGAAUCAAGAUACAAACUGGGACGUGCCGACGUCCCCCGAGCCAAGCAUGACCAAAGACGGCGUACCGAUCUGGAAGCCACCGGUGAAUAACGGUACUGAUCUGUGGGAGGCGAAUCUUCGUAACGGAGGGCAGCCGCCGCCUCAGCAGCAGACAAAGACACCAUGGGGACACACCCCAGCGACCAAUAUCGGCGGCACCUGGGGCGAAGAUGACGAAACUGCGGAUUCGUCAAACAUGUGGACCGGUGCACCAACGCCGUCGCAACCGAGCGCCGCUCAGUGGACUGGUGCAGCCGGUAAUCAAGCCGGGUCCAAUUGGGGUGAUCCCAGAAUAGACCAUAGAGAUCCGCGGGAUUUGAGAUCAGUGGAUCCGAGGGAGAUGCGUGAUCCACGGGAUCACCGUAUGUCCUUAGAUCCCCGAGAUCAUAUGCGCGUAAUGGAUCCUAUGGCACGCGACCCACGAAUGGCCGAUAUGCGCGGAGAUCCGCGUGGUAUAUCGGGACGAUUGCAUGGUGCGAACGCGGACGCGAUGUGGAGUCAGCCACCCGGCCCGCCGCAUCACCAGAUGGGUCAUCAGCAUCCGUCCGGACCACCGGCGAAGAUGAUAAAUCCAUCGAAUGUGAAUCAGUGGGCCGCGCCACCGCCGAAGGACAUUAUGCCCGGCAAACCGUCCGGUUGGGAGGAGCCUUCGCCGCCGACGCAGCGUCGCAAUGUACCCAAUUAUGACGAUGGUACUAGCCUCUGGGGAAAUCCGGGGGCUAAUCAGCGUGCUAUGCCUGGCAGCAAAGUAUCGCACUGGAAAGAUCUGCCUGCGCAAAACCUGGCUCGUGGAGGCAUGCAAUGUCCACCAGGCAUGCCUCAAAACAGCAGGAUGCCAGGACAACCUGGAAUGAAGCCAGACGUGGGUAAUCCUAUGUGGGGUCACCCCGGUGCACCAAGCGGCCGCAACGGAACUUGGACAGACGGGCCGCACGAUACUACAUCUUGGGACGAUCCUAAAACGCCGGCAACAUGGAACGAACCUCAGUUGAAUCCAGCUUGGGGAGGACCUUCCGCGCAUAAGCCAAAGCCCAUGGGACCCGCUGGAAGCUGGGCCGAUUCUGACAUGGAUCCGACUCCUAGCUGGGCGCAUCCCGCGAAACCUACUUUGACGAAGGAAGUCAUUUGGAAUAGUCGCGAGUUCCGAUAUCUCUGCGAUUUGGGUUUUAAGAAAGAAGACGUGGAAUUGGCAUUACGGAAUCGGGAGAUGAACCGUGAGGAAGCUUUGGAACUUCUCAACCAAUUACGUCCUCUUGAACAGUGGAGACGUCACGACACUCAUUCGGGUUACGAUCCGACGCAUCAAGCGACUACUGCACCUACUUAUCCUCGUUUCAAUCACGUCGCACAACAGAUGUCAUUUCCUCCGGGUGGAGGAGUGCCCAGUGGGGCGACCAGCGGGGGCGUAGGUGGUUCUGUCUCGAGUGCUAGCCUCCUCAAGCUGCAGCAGCAACAACAGCAACAGACAGUUCCGUUACAGCAACAACAACAAAGCACCAAUGCGCCACAACCUCCUUUCAAUCAGGCCUCUCGUGCGUCACAGAAUCAGCCAAGUACGCAGCAACUGCGUAUGCUUGUGCAGCAGAUUCAACUGGCUGUCCACGAAGGAUAUCUGAACCAUCAGAUCUUAAAUCAACCACUGGCUCCCCAAACUUUGAUGUUAUUGAAUCAGCUGCUGCAACAGAUUAAGGUCUUGCAACAGUUGCACCAACAGCACGCUGUUCAGAACACAAUGAAAGGAAGCAAUCAAUCAGCUCUGCAGAUAAGCGUCCAGAUCACUAAGACUAAGCAGCAGAUCACGAAUUUGCAGAAUCAAAUCGCGGUGCAGCAAGCGACAUAUAUGAAACAACAGCAGCAGCACCCGGCUCCUCCCUCACAAGCAUCGGAGUACUACAAAUCCUCCACUGUGCAUGACCCCAUGUCCGCUCUGCAGAAUAGCUUCAGUGAUCUAACAAUGAACAAAGAGCCACCGGUGAGUCAGCAGCAAUCGAGAUUAAACCAGUGGAAGCUGCCAUCGCUUGACAAGGACGGCGAUUUGGUGUCGAACGAAUUCUCCCGCGCUCCCGGAACUACGAGCAAGCCGCCCGCGACACCUGGUGGUUUGACCCAAUCACACAGCAGUCCCAACAUGAAUCCGUUGCUAGGCCAAGGUGACGGCACUUGGUCUUCUCGACUCGGCGACAGCGGCUGGCCUGAUCCCGGAAACAGCGAUUCGACUGACGGAAAGGACUGGCAGCCUGGUGGUGCCGCAUAUACAGAUCUCGUGCCGGAGUUUGAACCGGGAAAGCCAUGGAAGGGUACCCAGAUAAAAAGCAUCGAGGAUGAUCCUAGCAUCACUCCUGGCUCCGUCGUGCGUUCUCCGUUGUCCUUGGCCACUAUCAAAGAUUCAGAUACGAUCUUCUCAUCGAGCAGCAAGACAUCGCCACCGCCGCAAGCAGCCAAUCCUGAUACGUCUAUCCCGAGUUUGAGUAAUUCUACUUGGACAUUCAAUCCACCGGCUACCACACCUAGCGCGUUUACCAGCACUUCUAAGAAUACAUGGGGAGAGUCUGCUCCUCCGCCUACUGCUGUGACUUCGGAGCUAUGGGGCGCGCCAAUGAGUAAAGCGCGCGGUCCACCUCCUGGUUUGAGUAGCAAAGGAGCUACGAACCCGAGCAAUGGCUGGGGCGCUGGCUUGGGAAGUGUCAGUAGAUCCUCUAGCUCGUGGGGCCUCCAAUCGUCGACGGUCAGCAACUCUGGCUGGAUGUCCACUUGGCUCCUACUGAAAAAUCUUACCCCGCAAAUCGACGGGUCUACUCUCAAGACACUGUGUAUGCAGCAUGGACCAGUUCAAGACUUCCGUCUUUACCAGAAUCAUGGAAUCGCUUUGACGAAAUAUUCCUCUCGCGACGAAGCAAUCAAGGCACAAGGAGCCCUAAACAAUUGCGUCCUGGGUAACACAACGAUAUUUGCCGAGUCGCCCGCAGAGAGCGAGGUGCACACGAUUCUGCAGCAACUCGGCCACGGCGGACAGCAGCAAGCCGGCGGUUCCGGUGGGGCCGGUUGGGGCCUUAGACCAACUAAUAAAGCUGGCCCGCCGCCCGACACAUGGGGAGGCAGCUCUAGUCAGCUCUGGGGCGCCCCGCCUACCAGUAAUUCUCUGUGGAGCAACGCGGGGAUCGACAACAAUGAUCAACAACGAGCUACUCCCAGUUCUCUCAACUCGUACUUACCCGGAGACCUUCUGGGAGGUGAGUCGAUGUAAAGAGCAAGAGGCCAUCCGCCCGAAAUCUCGUCAGAUAAGUGAAACUCCACUUACUUGUGACGCAAGUCCAAAAACGCAACUCGGCUGACGCAUACUUUGUGAUCGAAUGCGCAUUACUCUCCCCUCGAUCUCUACCUCUUGCUACCUCUAUGAUUUUUGUAUAUCCGAAUAUUAUCACGUGUCGCGAUAUCCUUGAGUAGAGCGGGUACAAGUAUCCGCUUUGUGUAUAUCAUCCUCUGUCGUGGAUGACAGAAGAGAGCGUACGAGAGGUCGAGGGAAAGGGGGGGAGAGCUGAGAGAAUGACAGAGAGGGUGUGAAAGAGAGAGAGAAAGACAAUGAGUCGGACGAGGUCUUCAUGAAACGUCAAUUAUAUUGCUAGGAAAUGCAAUUACUAUAUAACGAGUUACUUAACAAAAAAAAAAAUUACUACCCUCGUAUCCGCCUUGAGUAGAACACGCGUAAGCAAAAAAUCGCAGCGGCGUGCAGCCAAAUCGUGCGAUAGAUAUCUAAUUUUACAUGACAAACUACAUUCAUACACACACACGUACACGUACACUUAUAAAAAACACUUAAAACGAAAAAAAAAAGAAGAAGAAGAAGAAGAAAGGUACUUGCGAGUACGAAUUUUGCGGUCGCGUCAUUACACCGAGGAGACUUGGGAGGGAUUGCGAAAGAGUCGGACCAAUUGCAACGUGGUCUCUCGUCCACACAUCGGGUGCGUUUUACUGCGUGCGAUCCGCCACCAUGUGCGACGACGAAAGCGGCGAAAACUUCUCGCCGUACCAAGCCAAUCUAGUAAGCAUGUCUGAAGAAAUCUAUCAAUGAAGAAAACAUAGGGGAAUGGAGAUGAAGAAAAGAGAAAGAGAACUAUUCGCGCUCUCUACCGCUUUAAAUAUGAAGGGAGGGCGUUUUUUCAAUGAAGAUUUAUCGGCCGAGGGUCUCUGAUCAGGUCAAAGAGUGUUCCAUUUUUGCUGGACAGUUUCCGAAGACUGCAGCGAGUAUCAAAUGUAGACUGUAUCAAUCUAAUCAAAAGAAAGAAACCUUAAAAAAAACAAAGCAUUGACGUCGCUGCCUGGCGUUCUGCCCUGACCUCCGCCCCCGCCCCCACCGCACUUUCCGGACCUCCACGAACGUGGAAGAAACGAGGACUGCAGGGAUAUCAGAUCGACUGGGCAACGACGCAACGAUACCAAAUGUUAUCGCAAUAACGUAAAUUUUAUUCUAUAUUAAAUCUAGAUGCCACCUGUCGUGCCAAUGUCCAGUGUGUCUCUUUACCAUUUAUUAACGUAGAGUUUAAAUGAAGAAAAAAAAAAAGGGAAGUCAAGAUAUGAAGAUUCGAGGACGAAGCGUUAGAAAAAAAAAAUAAAAAAUAUAAAGACCGAGGGCAUGUGAAGACGUGAAAAACGAGUAAUAUCAGUAAUUAGCGAUGUCACGAGGACGAUCAAGUACUGCGUACUAAAGUACUAGCAUAUUACGCUUCUCGUUGGUGAUGUUCGAACUCGAAGGGAAUCACAAUGGUCCUGCGUAAGAUCGCAAUGCGAGUGAUGGCGAUGUUACGAAUGAACGGCAUUUAUUACGGGCGCAUACUGUCGAGCGCAGCUCGGUCUAGGGUGAAUUUAAAUUAGUUUUUCUCUUCAACGUCAAAGGUACCUGAAAGGACUGAUAACCAAACGACGAACAAGCGAAUCGUUAUUUACUCAUGCACAACAGUUUCCUUUUCACUUUCCGCCGCGCCCGCCGUUCGGCGGGGCGCGUUCGGGAGGGAGCGUUUCGCGAUCAAAUCAUUGGCGCAAUCGCGAACGACUGUGAAAGAGACAGCUUUUUUUCCUUCGCGAACUAAGAGAGCUAAGAAAGAGAGCGAGAAAAGUAUACAUAUAUGAAAAA